UCCUGGGAGACCAGAUAUAGUGAAUGCGGGGGAAUUCGGGGUCCUGGGAGACUGGGAGACCAGAUAUAGUGAAUGCGGGGUCCUGGGAGACCAGAUAUAGUGAAUGCGGGGUCCUGGGAGACCAGAUAUAGUGAAUGCGGGGUCCGGGAGACCAGAUAUAGUGAAUGCGGGGUCCGGGGAGAGCGGAUAUAGUGAAUGCAGGGUCCGGGGAGAGCGGAUAUAGUGAAUGCAGGGUCCGGGGAGAGCGGAUAUAGUGAAUGCGGGGUCCGGGGAGAGCGGAUAUAGUGAAUGCGGGGUCCGGGGAGACCGGAUAUAGUGAAUGCGGGGUCCGGGGAGACCGGAUAUAGUGAAUGCGGGGUCCGGGAGACCGGAUAUAGUGAAUGCGGGGUCCGGGAGACCGGAUAUAUAGUGAAUGCGGGGUCCGGGGAGACCGGAUAUAGUGAAUGCGGGGUCCGGGGAGUGACCGGAUAUAGUGAAUGCGGGGUCCGGGGAGAG
Staurois parvus is the source of this 495-nucleotide messenger RNA. The record is from the annotation of a GenBank genome assembly. NCBI's taxonomy places the organism in Eukaryota, Metazoa, Chordata, Amphibia, Anura, Ranidae.